Messenger RNA from Clunio marinus, 237 nucleotides. The record is from the annotation of a GenBank genome assembly. Lineage: Eukaryota; Metazoa; Arthropoda; Insecta; Diptera; Chironomidae.
AUGAUGCAAUCACCAAUAAGUUCAUCACCCGAGUUAAUCGAUCCGCGAUUUAGCCAAUUAAGAUUACCGGCAUCAUCAUCGAAAACAAAAGUGCCGACAAAGGAAAUUGAAAGUUUUUUUUGCUUCGGGUCAAACCACUUUUACUGCACUUUAAUUGAUUCAAAAGAUGCCGACAAUUGUUUUACUAAUAAGCAAAAGGAUUUAGAAUUAAAACUGAAUGAAAAUUCCCUUUACUGA